UCUCCAUACAUUCAUUCUACCAGGUAAUUCAAAUCAAGCGCCGCCUUGGCAGGAAUGAUCGGAGGCGGAACAACACGGACAGUUCUCAAAACGGCGCAGAAAAUCUUCGUAGCUCGGACGUGCAUUUCUCUAUCACUUAAUGGAAAACAAAGGAACAGCCACGACUUUUGCACGUGCGCUGCCACUGCAAGUUCGAACAGCAGAAGCAGCAUUGUGUCACGUGGCGAAAUUUCUUAUGUUUCAACUACUCGUACCGUUUCUAGUUCAAUCUACGAUUAUAACGUUCGAAUGGGGGAAGUGGGUCGAGGAGGAAACGUUGCUGCAGCGCGCAAGCUGUUUGACGAUAUGCCCGAACGAGAUAAGGUGUCUUAUGCUUCAAUGAUCAGUAUUUAUCUCAAGCACGACGAGUUUCAUAAAGCUGAGAGGCUUUUCUGUGAAACUCCCGCGUGUAUGAGAAGCAUUGUGGCGAAUUCUGCUAUGGUUCAUGCUUAUGCAAAGGCUGGUCGAAUUGAUAGAGCGCAAGAGAUAUUUGAUAAAAUGCCUGAGAGAAAUGCAUUCUCUUGGACUAGUUUGAUUUCAGGAUAUUUUAAACUAGGGAAAGUUGACAACGCUCUCGAUCUUUUUCGGAAAAUGCCUGAAGGAGACAAAAACGAGAUUACAUGGACAAAUGUCAUUUUGGGUUUGGCACGAAAUGGGUUGGUUUUUGAAGCACGGGGCGCUUUUGAUCGGAUGCCCGUGAAAAAUGUGGUAGCAUGGACCUCAAUGAUCAAGGCAUAUGUGGAGAAUUCUUUGGUUGACGAGGCAUUUGAACUCUUUAAAGUGAUGCCAAUGCGUAAUUUGUACUCUUGGAAUAUUAUGAUUUGUGGGUUUAUGGAUAAAAACAGAGUAAAUGAAGCGAAGGAGCUGUUUGAAUCUAUGCCAUGGAGGAACGCUGUUUCUUGGACUACUAUGGUGACUGGACUUGCACGAAAUGGGAUGACUGUGUUAGCUAGGAAAUACUUUGACCAAACUCCAAAUAAGGAUAUUUCAGCAUGGAAUGCAAUGAUCACAGCUUAUACCGGUGAAGGUCGUAUGGUUGAGGCUGGCGAACUUUUUAAGUCGAUGCCUAAAAGAAAUAUCGUCACUUGGAAUGCAAUAAUUGACGGUUACUCCAAGGACCGGCAAGAGGAUGAAGCCUUUCUUCACUUUGUUUCGAUGCUUCGCAGCUGCAUUAGCCCAAACGAGACCAGUCUUACAAGCUUACUAACUUCAUGCACUGGUAUUUUGGGUGUGCUGCAAGCGCAUGGUCUCAUCGUGCAACUUGGAUUUGACACAGAAACAUCACUUGCUAAUACUUUGAUUACCAUGUGUUAUAGAAGUGGUGAUAUCUCCUCAGCUCGGGUUGCUUUCGACAAUCUCGAGGCGAAGGACAUUGUGACUUGGACUGCAAUGAUAUUAGCAUAUUCGAUUCUUGGAUUCGGCAUACAUGCAUUGCAGGUAUUUGCUCGGAUGCUACGAUCGGGACAUAAUCCGGACGGAAUUACGUUUGUAGGAGUUUUGUCGGCCUGUAGUCAUGCUGGCUUUGUUAAGAAAGGUCGAAUGCUUUUUGACUCGAUAAGGAGUGCUUAUGGUUUAGAACUGAUGCCGGAGCACUACUCUUGCCUUGUUGACAUACUCGGAAGAGCAGGGCUUGUGAAUGAGGCUAUGAAAGUGGUCGAUGAGAUGCCGCCAGAUAAAUAUGAUGGUGUAGUUCUUGGGGCAUUGCUUGGUGCUUGCAGAUUGCAUGGAGUUGAUGAACUGGUCGAUCAGAUAGGUGAUGAACUUAUAGAGAUUGAGCCAGCUAGUUCUGGUGGAUACGUUCUAUUGGCUAAUGCCUAUGCUGCAUCUGGAAAAUGGGACAAGUUUUCGGAAUUAAGGAAAAAGAUGAAGGACAGAGAUGUAAAAAAGUUGCCUGGUUUAAGUCAAAUUGACGUUAAUGGCAAGAGUCAUGUAUUUUUGGCACGUGAUAGAUCUCAUCCUGAAAUGGAGGAAAUGUACAAGUUGCUGCAUGAAAAACUUCUCCCUCAAAUGCAGGAUUUUGGUUUUGACACAGCUGUGAUAUUGUAGUUUCGGAAUGAAGAACUCUGUUACUCGACUAAUGGACCGCGUUUCUAAAAACCGAGGCAGACAAGUUCUAGUAAAUUAGUCUGUGGAUGUGUUGUGAUGGAAUCAUGAAAGAAUUUGAAUAUUCAUUUAAUAAUGGAAAGCAACGUGAGGCAUACAGUACAUACAAAACGAGAGGGUCCAGCAGCAGUAUGAGCAAAUCCGUUAUAGCCGCAAACGACUCGCGGAUCAUUCCCUCCCACAAUCACCAAAACAUUCGGAAAUUCAAGAUUCUCCAGUGCCGCCGCAUCCUCAGCGCUCAAUUCAGUGCCGCC
Messenger RNA from Erythranthe guttata (spotted monkey flower), 2396 nucleotides. RefSeq lists its product as uncharacterized. The record is from RefSeq and is a predicted model, not a curated record. Gene Ontology annotation, biological process: RNA modification. NCBI's taxonomy places the organism in Eukaryota, Viridiplantae, Streptophyta, Magnoliopsida, Lamiales, Phrymaceae. Gene Ontology annotation, molecular function: RNA binding; protein binding.